GAACUGUCAGUCGCGGUUGCGUAGAUGGAGUUGACGUAAUCUCUUCGGUAAAUCAAGGCAGUCUAUCAAUUCUUUUUCGCUUGUGUGCAGAUACAGGACUUCCUUUUUAAUUUAAACUGGAAAACAACGGAAAAAUACGUCGCACGCAUUGGAAGUCCGGCGGAGGAGGCCGCUAUAAUGGGUGUUUUUCAUAAAAGUGGACGUUACAACCAAUGUUCUGCUUGCAGAUACUGAUAAACACUGACGCCCAUAGUGGUCGCUGCUCCCGUAUGGUCCCGCUGUCGUCUCACUGAAAACCUCCAAAAGCAGGAAGGACCUAUUUCUGAAAAAAGGAAGAACAAUCCUCUUCGGAUCCGGCCGUAAACGCCGCCGCCAUGUCGGGGUCUGUGAAAGUCGCGGUCCGGGUUCGACCCUUCAACUCCCGGGAGAUGGGGAAGGACUCCAAGUGCAUCAUUCAUAUGCAAGGCAACUCCACCACCAUUUCAAACCCUAAAUUCCCCAAGGAACCAGCAAAGAACUUCAGCUUUGAUUACUCCUACUGGUCACACACUACACCAGAGGAUCCAGCUUUCUCGUCACAGAACCUCGUGUACAAUGACAUCGGGAAGGAGAUGCUGCAGCACGCCUUCGAGGGCUACAACGUCUGCAUCUUCGCCUACGGCCAGACGGGGUCUGGGAAGUCCUACACCAUGAUGGGCAAGCAGGAGGAGGGGCAGGAAGGCAUUAUCCCCAUGCUCUGCGAGGACCUCUUUGAGAAGAUCAACGAGGACAACACUCCAGGGGACCUGUCCUACUCAGUGGAGGUCAGCUACAUGGAGAUCUACUGCGAGCGCGUGCGCGACCUGCUCAACCCCAAGAACAAAGGGAACCUGCGCGUGCGAGAGCACCCCCUGCUGGGCCCCUACGUGGAGGACCUGUCCAAGCUGGCCGUCACCUCCUACACCGACAUCGCUGACCUCAUGGACGCCGGCAACAAGGCCAGGACGGUGGCCGCCACCAACAUGAACGAGACCAGCAGCCGCUCCCACGCCGUGUUCACCAUCGUGUUCACGCAGAAGAGGCACGACAACGAGCCCGAGCUCUGCACAGAGAAGGUCAGUAAGAUCAGCCUGGUGGACUUGGCCGGCAGCGAGCGAGCCGACUCUACGGGGGCCACAGGAACCAGACUAAAGGAAGGCGCAAACAUCAACAAGUCUCUGACCACGUUAGGGAAGGUCAUCUCUGCCUUGGCCGAGGUGGAUAACGGUCCCACCAAGAGCAAGAAGAAGAAAAAGAGUGACUUCAUCCCGUACCGAGACUCCGUUCUCACCUGGCUUCUCCGGGAAAACCUCGGCGGGAACUCCAGAACCGCGAUGGUGGCCGCCCUCAGCCCCGCAGACAUCAACUACGACGAGACGCUCAGCACGCUACGCUACGCCGACCGCGCCAAGAACAUCAAGUGCAACGCGGUGAUCAACGAGGACCCCAACAACAAGCUGGUCCGGGACCUGAAGGACGAGGUGACCCGUCUGAAGGACCUGCUCCGCGCCCAGGGCCUGGGCGACAUCCUGGACACACACAGUGUUGCGGGCAUUAGAAUGCAGCUGCUGAGCUCUCUGACCGAUGCCCCUCACAGCCGACCCAAAGACCUCAAAGACAUGCAGAACAAUGAGCACCGAUACUUGCUAGCCUCAGAGAACCAACGGCCUGGCCUCUUCUCCACAGCGCCCCUGGGCUCCCUGACCGCCUCGCCCUCGUCUGGGUCGCUCUGCAGCCCGGCGGGCCUGCAGUCGGCCAGCAGCAUCCAGGAGCGCAUCAUGUCCACCCCCGGGGGGGAGGAGGCCAUCGAGAGGCUGAAGGAAUCGGAGAAGAUCAUCGCUGAGCUCAACGAGACGUGGGAGGAAAAGCUCCGGAAGACGGAGGCUAUCCGCAUGGAAAGGGAGGCCCUGCUGGCCGAGAUGGGCGUGGCCAUCCGCGAGGACGGCGGGACACUGGGCGUCUUCUCCCCUAAAAAGCCCAGCCACGUUGGGCCCUUUGUGUGUUUCCCCGGCGAUAAGCAUUUCGCUGAGAAGCCCUGCGAUCUUUACACAGACUUUAACGGGGUGUUCUCCCCGAAAAAGACCCCCCACCUCGUUAACCUGAACGAGGACCCCCUCAUGUCGGAGUGCCUCCUGUACUACAUCAAAGACGGGAUCACCAGGGUGGGCCAGGCGGACGCGGAGAGACGGCAGGACAUCGUUCUGAGCGGCGCCCACAUCCGGGAGGAGCACUGUGUGUUCCGCAGCCAGAGGAACGCCAACGGAGACGUGAUCGUCCUGCUGGUUCCCUGCGAGGCGUCAGAGACCUACGUCAACGGUAAACGGGUGGAGGACUCCACCCAGCUGCGCUCAGGCAACCGCAUCAUCAUGGGCAAGAACCACGUGUUCCGCUUCAACCACCCGGAGCAGGCCCGGGCGGAGCGGGAGAAGACCCCCACGGCGGAGACCCCCGUGGAGCCCGUGGACUGGACCUUCGCCCAGAGGGAGCUGCUGGAGAAGCAGGGCAUCGACAUGAAGCAGGAGAUGGAGAAGAGGCUCACCGAGAUGGAGAUUUUAUACAAAAAGGAGAAGGAGGAAGCAGACCAGCUCCUGGAACAACAGAGACUGGUGUACGAGAGCAAACUGCAGGAGCUGCAGAAGCAGGUGGAGACGCGCUCCCUGGCGGCCGAGACCCCCGACGAAGAGGAGGAGGAGGAGGAAGAGGAGGAGGAGGAAGAGCCUAAGCUGUUAGGAUUGCCGUGGACCCAGCACGAGUUUGACCUGGCCCAGUGGGGCUUCAGGAAGUGGAGGUACCACCAGUUCACCUCUCUGCGCGACCAGUUGUGGGGCAACGCCGUGUACCUGAAGGAGGCCAACGCCAUCAGCGUGGAGCUCAAGAAGAAGGUCCAGUUCCAGUUCGUGCUGCUGACGGACACCCUGUACUCCCCGCUGCCCCCCGAGCUGGUGGCCCCGGAGCCCCAGAAGGAGCGCGACGCGCGGGCCUUCCCCCGCACCGUGGUGGCCGUCGAGGUGCAGGACCUCAAGAACGGGGCCACCCAUUACUGGUCCCUGGAGAAGCUCAAGCAGCGGCUGGAGCAGAUGAGGGAGAUGUACGACCGGGCUGGAGAGAUGGCCUCGACCAAUCAGGAGGACUGUGAGGGCACGAUGACAGGAAACGACCCCUUUUACGACCGCUUCCAUUGGUUCAAGCUCGUGGGGAGCGCCCCCAUCUUCCACGGCUGCGUCAACGAGCGGCUGGUGGACCGCACCCCCUCCCCCACCCUCUCCACCACCGACUCGGAGAUCACGGAGAUGGCGGACGAGCGGCACAGCGAGAUGUCGGACCUGCUGGACGACGAGGCCUUCGUGGACGACGCCAGCUCGGACGCCGGCACGGAGGAGGAGGGCUCGGACCUGUUCAGCGACGGCCAGGACCCCUUCUACGACCGCUCCCCCUGGUUCAGCCUGGUGGGAAGGGCCUUCGUCUACCUGAGCAACCUGCUGUACCCAGUGCCACUGGUGCACCGCGUCGCCAUAGUGACGGAGAAGGGCGAGGUGCGCGGCUUCCUGCGGGUGGGGGUCCAGGCCAUCGCAGCUGACGAGGAAGCCCCUGACUACGGCUCGGGGGUGAGGCAGUCGGGGACCGCCAAGAUCUCCUUCGAUGACGAGUACUUCAAAAAGAUCGACUUCCCCCCCAUGGUGAUGACCCGCUCCGGUCUCUCCCUGGAGGAGCUGCGUUUCGUGGAGGGUCAGGGUCAGAGUUCAGAGGUCAACACACCCUCGGAGGAGCUCAACAGGAUCAAUGAUAUGGACCUGAAGCUGAAGGAGGGCGACGGCAAGCUGCUGGAGGGCGGGGAGCUGGCCGGCCAGCUGGAGGUGGGCAGCGUGUUCACCUUCCGCGUCACCGUGCUGCAGGCCAGCGCCAUCCUGCCCGAGUACGCUGACAUCUUCUGCCAGUUCAAUUUCCUGCACCGUCAUGACGAGGCGUUCUCUACCGAGCCGCUGAAGAACACGGGGAAAGGAGCUCCGCUGGGCUUCUACCACGUCCAGAACAUUUCGGUGGAGGUGACGGAGUCGUUCAUCGAGUACAUCAAGACCAAGCCCAUCGUGUUCGAGGUGUUCGGUCACUACCAGCAGCAUCCGCUGCACCUGCACGGCACGGAGCUCGUCAGGUCUUCUGCCCCCUCCAGGAAGUACUACCCCAUCCCGAUGCCCCUGUCCAAGCCAGUGGCCGCCACUAAACUCAACACCAUCACCAAGUCCAACCUGGGUCAGUGUGUGAGUCGCUACGACCUGCUGGUCUGGUUCGAGAUCAGCGAGCUGGAGCCCACCGGAGAGUACAUCCCAGCUGUGGUGGACCACAGUGGGGGGCUUCCCUGCCACGGCACAUACCUGCUGCACCAGGGCAUCCAGAGGAGGAUCACCGUGACUCUGAUCCACGAGAAGGGCAGCGAGCUGCACUGGAAGGACGUCCGCGAGCUGGUCGUGGGUCGCAUCCGGAGCAAGACGGAGGUGGACGACAGCGCGGCCGACGCAGUCCUGUCACUCAACAUCAUCUCCGCCAAGAGCAUCAAGUCCUCACACAACUCCAACAGGACCUUCUACCGCUUCGAGGCGGUGUGGGACAGCUCUCUGCACAACUCCCUGCUCCUGAACCGGGUCACCCCCUACGGAGAGAAGAUCUACAUGACCCUGUCCGCCUACCUGGAGCUGGACCACUGCAUCCAGCCUGCCAUCGUAACCAAAGACAUCUGCAUGGUGUUCUACUCCCGGGACGCCAAGAUCUCCCCCCCACGGUCCCUCAGGAACCUCUUCGGGAGCGGCUACUCCAAGACCCCCGACUGCAACCGAGUGACGGGCAUCUACGAGCUCAGCUUGUGCAAGAUGUCCGACACAGGAAGCCCAGGCAUGCAGCGCCGGCGGAGGAAGGUGCUGGACACCUCGGUGGCCUACGUCCGCGGGGAGGAGAACCUGGCGGGCUGGAGGCCCCGGGGGGACAGCCUGAUCCUGGAGCACCAGUGGGAGCUGGAGAAGAUGGAGCAGCUCCACGAGGUGGAGAAGACGCGCCACCUGCUGCUGCUGAGGGACAAGCUGGGCGAGGCGCCCCCCACCUCCACCACCACCACCACCACCCACAAGUCCCUGAGCGAGUCCCUGUCCCCCAGCAUGAGCUCGGGCACGCUCUCCAACUCCACCUCCAUCUCCUCGCAGAUCUCCUGCACCACCUUCGAGAGCGCCGUCACCCCCAGCGAGAGCAGCGGCUAUGACUCGGCCGACAUCGAGAGUCUGGUGGACCGCGAGAAGGAGCUGGCCACCAAGUGCUUACGUCUGCUGACCCACAGCUUCAACAACGAGUACAGCCAGCUCUGCAACAGCAUCAGCGACUGCAAGCUGUCGGACAUCUCGCCCAUGGGUCGCGACCCCUCUGUGACCAGCUUCAGCAGCGCCACCCUCACCCCCUCCUCCACCUGCCCCUCCCUCUCCGACUCCCGCUGCGGCUCCAUGGGCCAGAAGACCCCGGAGAAUGGCUCCCGGGCCUGCAGCCCGUCCUGCUCUGACUACGAGUCGUUCCCCGCGGUGCCCAGCCUGGAGGCCUCCUUCCUCGCCCGCGCCGGCAAGAACGAGUUCCUCAACCUGGUGCCCGACAUCGAGGAGAUGAGGCCAGGGUCGGUGGUGUCCAAGAAGGGCACGCUGAGCUUCAUGGAGCCGCGCUCCAACUCGUGGGUGAAGCACUUCGUGGUGGUGCGCCGGCCCUACGUCUUCAUCUACAACAGCGACAAGGACCCCGUGGAGCGGGGGGUCCUCAACCUGUCCACCGCCCAGGUGGAGUACAGCGAGGACCAGCAGGCCAUGCUCAAGACCCCCAACACGUUCGCUGUCUGCACCAAGCACAGAGGCAUCCUCCUGCAGGCCAGCAACGACAAGGACAUGAACGACUGGCUGUACGCCUUCAACCCCCUGCUGGCCGGGACGAUAAGGUCCAAGCUGGCGAGGAGGCGUGGCCCGCUGGUGAAGAAGUGAGGAGCGGCGUCGGCGUGGGGGCUCCAGGCCCCCCCCCCCCCCCCCCCCCCCCCCCGAACCAAGUGUUAACACUUAUUAACCAUUGUGAUUCUUGACGGUUUCCUCUCGUAUGUAGACCCCGUGGCUUCAGUCUCCUCUUAUCAAGUACCUGGGCGACCGGUCCUUCCUCUCCCGCUCCUCUUCCUCUCUAUUCCCUCUCCCUCCCUGGUUUUUUUUUGUGUUUCAAUGACAAAGUUGUGGUCUAUUUUCGGGCUUCUCCGCUGUCAUCCCUAAGCCCCGCCCCUUCCUUCGACUACUAGUAGCAUGUUGUAAUAGUCCACUUGUGUGUGCACGAUUUCUCCAGCAACAGCCCCCCCCUCUGGCCACUUUUAUUUCUCAGUCGAAUAACCGUCUGUAAAGAUCGUCUAUCUCUAUCAGUGUUACCUGUCUAUCAAAAAGAGUUUUAUUUUUUUGAUUCUUAUUUCGUGCCCGCCUUGUCCCCUGCAGCGGUCCUCAGGAGAAGACCAGAUUUUUUGCUUAUUCGCAACAACAACAAAAGAACCUUAAUGUAACAUAGAAUUAUAACCGAAUUAUUUAGGAAAAAAACCCGAUACUUCAUGCUCCAAGGGCAAAUGCGGUUUUUACGCCCUCCUAUGGGAGGCAAAGCUGGCUAAAGAACCAAUGCUGCUAGGGAUUCAUUGAGGCUUCUCACGCCAGCCGUGGGACCGCGCAUUAAGACGCCAACAUUUUCUUAAGUAGAAGUUAGCUCCACCCUCCCCGAGUCUUCUCCGCCUUUAGAUAAGCGAUAAGCAAACAGAAAAAGAGAAUCAGUUAAGGAUCCUUUAACGGCCAACACGGCCUCAAGGCUGUGUUGUCUUUUUUUAACUGACACCUGUAGUCCUGUACAUACACCAGUCCACAGUAGUGCCGUGAGCCAGUGACUUCAGUUAUUUUCAAAGCGAUCAUGCUUAGGCUUGUGUGUGUUUUUCAUUUGUUUAAAUCUAAAUACACGCUAAGCAAAGGGAUAAGCAAUUGCAACAGAGGGUCCUCGACAUCACUACUGUAAAAAAGAUUAUAACAUUCGAUAGCUGUCAAGCGACAGCAGAUUCUAUAAGUCCCCGGUAUCGCGUCUGCUGCCCGGCUCAGAGCAGACAAGAGCAGCAGAAUGUCAAGUCACCAAAAGAGGGUUUUUCUUUGUAACGAGGCCAGGAGUUAAGCAACAGCGUUUAUACAUAAACCUCCUCCGCCACAUUCCUCUCAGAGCAGGAUCGGCCGUUUGCACAUUUCCUAGCACAACACUUAAACGUGCAAAGCUCGGAAAAUCUGAUCUUUUGCAUCCCGUUUUUUUUUUUUUUGGUGUGUAUUUUUGUUAUUUUCUGAUCAUUGAUGUUACAGACAGAACGAGUGGAGCGACGAUAGCGAGAACCAAGGGAACGGGGGGGGGCUGGAUGAAGGUCCAGCCACAUCGUCAUGACAACGUGAACGCUGUGAGGUUAUGGGCUGUAUCGUGGGCUCAUACGGUUUCAGGGCACUGUCGGUUCGAUUACGAGUUGCUUGCUAGGUUGUGGAUUUGUGCAUCGAAGGAUUUACAGUACGUUUAACUUUUUUGCAUUGUUGAGGCUCGAUAUUCUAACCUGGCUGAAUCUUAUCUGGUUGAUAUAGUUUUUCUAAUGGAUUGUUUUUUGCUUUCGUUAUUAUUAAACAUCUUUAUUCAUUUUGUAUGAAUAGGGGUACUCCGCAGAAUAAUUUGAUGGGGAAACUUGAGGGGGCAUUUGUUUCUGAAGGUAUAUCACUGUUUGAUCUUGAUUUGCACAUUAACACACAGUAAUCAAUGUGUACGAUCAACCGAUUGGACAUAUUCUGUUCAGGAUCAAUACUACGCAGCGCUUCUUCAGAACAAAACCUUUAUGAAGUAACGCUGACUAGAGAACACACACUGACUAAGCUAGCGUUCUUGGUCAGUCUUUUCUGAACGAUGCUUCAGGCUUUAAGACAGAAGUUGUAUCAAAGGGACUCGAACGCUCUUCAUUCUCCCUGAUUGUCUAUGAAAACAUUUGCUCUGUACGUCUACGAUCAUUGGUGCACAUCAUGUGUGGUCCUUAGUGACCCAUGUCCCUGUCUCUUCCUAUGUACUGCAGCGUGAACGGUAACAGUAUGGGCAUGAGGCGCCACUGGCCAGCCAACCAGAAGUGGUGCCGUGCUUUUAAAGAGAAAAGUUCAGUUUAGGCCAUGGGAAGAGAGGCAGAGACACUCUGUUCUGACCCAGGGCACUCCCAGCGUGCUCGGAGAGUUGUACAAUAGAACGCAGCUCGACGUCAGCGGAUUGGUUCUCCAGAGAGAUGAGGAGUAGGCUGGGAGGAGUAGGCACGCAGGUCAACCAGCCUGCCAGUCAGCCAACCUCAAGGCCUCCCUACCGGCUGGGGGGGGGGUUUAUGGAACGAUCAUAUACAAUAUUAGAAAUGUUAUCGAUAGAUUAUGGGCCGACUUCUAUGCACUGAUCAAGUAAAGGGGUGGAUGUUUCUACAUUCCAUUAUGAAUAUCUGUCAGAGCAAACGUUUUCAAUUCAGCUACUAACCCGUUGAGGUGGUGUUUAUUUUUGGAUUGUGGUAUUUAUUUUUUGUUGCAAUGUACAUAUUAGUUUGCAGCUCUUUGCACAUAUUAAUAAAUUAAGAAAUACGGUAUGGGUUAACGGAUCAAUGAAGGUCGUGUGCGAUUCAGUUGUUCUACUCAGAAGAAACCAAACGGUGAUGGUGGCCUCUUCGGUCUGACCUGAGAGAGAUGAAUGUAGAGUGUGUGUGUGUGUGUGUGUGUGUGUGUGUGUGUGUGUGUGUGUGUGUGUGUGUGUGUGUGUGUGUGUGUGUGUGUGUGUGUGUGUUUCAUUGCUGAGAAAAGAAGCACUGAAUUAUCUCGAUGUGGGUUACAUCAGUUUGAGCGUCCUUUUUUUUUUUUAAGUAGAAAAUGGUUUGAAUUUUUCUUUUUUAUGCGAUUUGUUUUGAACUCAUUAAACAGUUAGUCUUGCCGCUUUUAUCGUAACAAAUCCAGUAUGGAAUGCUUUUUGACUUACUAUGAUUUAUCUUCUAAUAUCAGGGAGUACAACACAUGGUAGCGAUUGCUACUUCACCCAGAACGACAUUAUGCUAUUCUACACAUCCUCCUCCUCCUCCUGCUCCUCCUCCUCCUCCUCCUCACUUCAGCCAUUUUCCCACGAUGCCUUCAAAUAAAAAAAGACAUAGCCGUUAUAUUUUGCAUUCUCCCCUUUUCAACAAUAAACAUCCAUCGAUCAGGUCCGGGUGGGCGAGACCACCCAGAGUGGACAAACCAAGACAUUAACACUGUAUAUUUUUGUCUGAUUAUUUCAUUUUCAUACUUAUUUUGUAAAUAUAUGUGUUGUAUGGGGCUUGAAUUCAAAUGUAAAUAUGUUUCCUGUAUUUGUAAUAAUUAUAAUCCAUUCGCUGUAUAGCAUAGAUGUGUCAUGCAGAUAACCUGAUUCUGUGUCAUGUUGCACCAUUGACCUGUUUAGUGAAUGAGGUAACAAUAAAGUAAAACCGUGCAUUAGCA
This is a messenger RNA of Gadus morhua (Atlantic cod), 9554 nucleotides long. It is a transcript of the gene kif1b, whose product is annotated as kinesin family member 1B. Bases 375 to 6017 code for a protein of 1880 amino acids. The transcript has 52 exons. NCBI's taxonomy places the organism in Eukaryota, Metazoa, Chordata, Actinopteri, Gadiformes, Gadidae. Gene Ontology annotation, molecular function: microtubule motor activity; microtubule binding; ATP binding. Gene Ontology annotation, biological process: microtubule-based movement. The record is from RefSeq and is a predicted model, not a curated record.